This is a messenger RNA of Pteronotus mesoamericanus, 876 nucleotides long. RefSeq names its product maestro (gene MRO). The coding region runs from base 97 to 843 and encodes 248 amino acids. Gene Ontology annotation, cellular component: cytoplasm. The transcript has 7 exons. Lineage: Eukaryota; Metazoa; Chordata; Mammalia; Chiroptera; Mormoopidae. The record is from RefSeq and is a predicted model, not a curated record.
GUCAUCUCAUCUGGCUACCACCCUGGGACCAGCAGCCCCAGAACCAGCGCUCCACCUGCCGGCGCCAGCACCUCCCCACGUGACAGCCGCAGUUUCAUGGAUCAGGCGCAGAGAAGAAUCCUGGGCCAGCCCCUUGCCAUCCCCACUGCCCAGCUCAAGAAGAAAAGGACAUCAAUGACAUCUUUCUUUUCCAAGGUUUCUUGGAAACUGAGGUUCCAGAAGCGGGAGCCUCUGAAGAACGUGUUUUUCAUCUUAAUGGAAAGAGCCCGGGACUCCAGCGCUAAAAAGCGUCACAUGGCCAUGAGAGGCCUGGGGACCAUGGCCCGCGAGAAACCCAGCAAGGUGAGUAAGUAUAAGAAAAUUGUCCUGGACCUGCUGGUGCAUGGAUUGUAUGAUCCCAUGAGUUCUGAAGUCGUCCAUGAGAGUGUGAAGUCUCUGACCAUCAUCCUGGGCAAGAUCCAAGGGAAAAGUCUGGGCUCCUUCUUCAUAGACAUCACUCUUCAGACCAGGACUCUACUAGAUGACGAGAAUGACAGCCUGAGAUACUCGGCCUUUGUCUUGUUUGGGCAAUUGGCUGCCUUUGCUGGGCGGAAAUGGAAGAAAUUUUUCACCUAUCAAGUUAAGCAGACCCAGGAUUCUCUCCUGAUCCACUUACAGGACAGAAAUCCCCAGGUUGCCAAGGCUUGCAAAACCACGUUUCGAGCCUGCUCUCCCUAUCUGAGACGAAGGAAGGAACGCAGCUUCCAGAGUGAGGAAGAUCAAAGGAACCCCAAGCUCUGCCGGCAGCUGAGCCACUAUCAUCCAGAGCUCCUGCAGUACUUCUACGCCAAUAAAAUUAUGUAAACGCGGAGCUGCAGGGAGAAGCUUCCACAUGAG